UCCGCCGGAGUUGGGAAUUUGUUGAAUUUGGAGUAUCUUGAGGUGAAGAUAUCAUCACCGGGUUUUGGCGAUGGCCUGUCGUUGGAAAAGCUCAAUCCUCUCUAAGAGAUUCGGAACUCUCGAAUCCGAAGAAGCUUCCUCCGUCGCGAAAUCAAUCGAAGACGAAGCUUACGCCGUUGCUUCCGCCGCCGUGAUUAGUGACGACGACGGGAUCGAGAGUCUUAAAACUUAUUCUGAAGAGAUUAGUAAACGUAUGCUUGAAUCUGUGAAAGCUAAGACUAAUGUGGCUUCUCCUCCACCAAAGGAUGGUGAUGGAAUUGAAUUAGCUGCAGAUUCAAAGGUUGAUUCAAGUGGAGAUGUUAAAGAAGAUGACGCGAAUCCAAAGCUUGACGAGGCUUGAACAUGGUGUUGUUCUCUUAUCUCUAAUUAUCUUUUAAAAGACUAUUUUCUUUGUUUAGAUUCGUAUGAGAUUAUCUUUGUAGUGUGACUUGUUGAUUUUGCAUUUCUUAGUAAUAUGAAUUUGUCUUCGCUUUGGUUUUGAGUCUUUUGAUGUUGGAUUCUGGAUGAUUGUGCUUUUUCUUAAUCAUGGUAAAUAACCAUACAGUUACAUC
Molecule: messenger RNA, 611 nt
Organism: Arabidopsis arenosa
Lineage: Eukaryota; Viridiplantae; Streptophyta; Magnoliopsida; Brassicales; Brassicaceae
Source: the annotation of a GenBank genome assembly